Messenger RNA from Meriones unguiculatus (Mongolian gerbil), 1528 nucleotides. It is a transcript of the gene Slc67a1, whose product is annotated as solute carrier family 22 member 18. The transcript has 11 exons. Gene Ontology annotation, molecular function: transmembrane transporter activity. The record is from RefSeq and is a predicted model, not a curated record. Bases 227 to 1471 code for a protein of 414 amino acids. Gene Ontology annotation, biological process: transmembrane transport. NCBI's taxonomy places the organism in Eukaryota, Metazoa, Chordata, Mammalia, Rodentia, Muridae.
CCUUCCUGGCUCACUGCGGAAGGGCAGGUGUCAGGAAACAUCUGGCUCACCCACCAGGAACACAGCCCACAUUCUCCCGGCAAAGACAGGCACAGGCCAUCCGUUCCAGCCUGGUGAGUCAACACCCAGUCAGAACCAACAGGACUUUUGCCCCUUGCCUCCUGCAGCAAGGCUUGCCCUGCUCUGGCUCAGGUCUCUCCAGGGCUCCGGAUACCGCCUGCCCAGGAUGGCUGGGCAGCUCCCUGGGAGCAUGGGUGCUCUGCGCCGGCAAGGGAUCAUGAUACUCACCUAUGUGCUGACUGCCCUGGAGCUAACGUGUCUCUUCAUGCAGUUCUCCAUCAUACCAUACCUGUCUCGGACACUGGGCCUAGAUUCCGUCGCCUUUGGCUACCUACAGACAGUCUUUGGGGUGCUUCAGCUGCUGGGUGGGCCUGUAUUUGGCAGGUUCGCAGACCAGUACGGGGCAAGAGCGGCACUCUCAUUCUCCUUCCUGGCGGCCUCGGCUCUGUACUUGCUCCUAGCGGCCGCCUGUAGCCCAUCCCUGCCUGGCAUUUUCCUGCUCUUCGCCUCACGUGUACCCGCAGCAUUCAUGCACACGCUUCCAGCUGCCCAGAUGGUUAUCGCCGAUCUGACAGCGCCCGCAGAGCGACCCGCUGCCCUGGGCAGGCUGGGCCUCUGCUUCGGCAUCGGAAUGAUCUUCGGCUCGCUGCUUGGCGGGACCCUAAGCACCGCAUACGGGAUCCAGUGUCCUGCCAUCGUGGCUCUUGUGGUCACCCUCCUAGGAGCUGUCCUCAGCUUUACCUGUGUCCCUGUCACCACCAAGGAGGCCAGUGUCCAAUCAGACCAUCAGGGUAGAACCAAGGCCAGCGUAUUUGACCUGAAAGCUAUCACCCGCCUACUGCUGCUACCUAGAGUGCUGCCUGUAUUCCUGGUCAAGGUCAUCUCUGGCUUCCCUUCAGGACUCUUCAUGGUGAUGUUCUCCAUCAUCUCUAUGGACUUCUUCCAGCUGGAGGUUGCACAGACUGGCUACCUCAUGUCCUUCUUCGGGGUCCUCCAGAUGGUGAUCCAAGGCCUGUUCAUUGGAAAACUGAGCACCCAUUUCCCAGAGGAAGCCCUGCUGCAAUCCAGUGUGCUGGUCUUUGCUGUUGUGGGACUGGGCAUGGUCCUGAUGUCCAACAUUCUCCACUUUUGCUUCCUGAUACCCGGCCUGGUAUUCAGUCUCUGUACCCUCAACGUGGUCACUGACAGCAUGCUGACCAAGGCUGUGUCCUCUUCAGACACAGGGACCAUGCUGGGCCUCUCUGCAUCUGUGCAUCCACUGACCCGCACACUAGGACCCACCCUGGGUGGCCUGCUGUACCGCAGCUAUGGUGUCCCCAUCUUUGGCUACGUGCAGCUCAUGGUGAACUUGCUUGUCCUAUUGGUCCUCUGGAGGAAGCCGUUGUCCCAGAAGGGAGACAAAGCCCGGUAACCACAGAGCCCAGGGACCUGGCCCAGUCAGUCAAUAAACUGAACCUCCUCUUCUUAA